AUGGAUAUAUCUCAAACAUUUGACAAAGCGGAGCUAGAUUUGCCCAAUAAGGGUCUUAAGUUUGCACUUCCUUCUUCGGUCCGGGCUUUGGAGGCUGUUGUUGCACAUGUUGAACGCUUCGUCCAACUGUGUAAUAAAGCAUCAAGAGGUUUUGUCAGAGAGGCGUGUAGGCUCAAGAUUCAACAAAACCAAAGAAUCAUUCUCUUUUUCCAAAUGUCCCAGUACCACUUGACUUAUUUAGAGGAUUUUCUAAAAGAAAAUAGUUUUUCCAAUGAGACUGUUGCUGAAUACUUAAAGUUAGCAUCAGUCUGCAUGCGGCAAAACUGUUUUCAAGUCAACGGUUGCUUCUAUAAACAGCAGGAAGGGACUGCUAUGGGCCGCUUUGAGAAGGAACUUGGUAGCUCGGGGUAUUUUCUUAGAAUUUGGUUAAGAUACGUGGAUGAUAUAUUUGCUAUUUUCGAUGAAAACGCUUUCAGCUUAGAUGAUUUUGUUUUCAAAUUGAAUAAUUGUAUUUUCUCUUUUAAAUUCACCUUUAAAUUGGAAAAAGAUGUCCAGCUACCAUUUUUAAAAUCCCUAGUGAUUAGAUCUAACAAUACUAUAGAGUUCGAUAUUUACAGAAAACCUACAAGGUUUUGGUUAGAGUCUGAAAACAAUAUUGCAUCUGUAUGUCGAAAUGCCAAUGGGAGAAAUGGGACAAUUGACGAAAUAGAAUCAGCUGUUAAAUCCUGGCUGCGCAAUGCAGGAGACAGAGCAGGUGGACGAAUUAGUCGCAAAAAAGAAGCUGUUCCCAACACUGAAGACUGAAUUUUUUUUAUUACUUUUGAUUAAGUACAUUUAAUGUAUUCAAUAUAUUUAGAUUUCUGUUGCUUACUAUUUAAGUUUAAAUUUCUAUAUGUAUGCGUGUGUCGGUCUUACGAGCCCUAACACAAAAAUGUUCGGACACUUCAUAAUUUAUACAGAAAUAUUUUU
Brassicogethes aeneus is the source of this 969-nucleotide messenger RNA. The record is from the annotation of a GenBank genome assembly. NCBI's taxonomy places the organism in Eukaryota, Metazoa, Arthropoda, Insecta, Coleoptera, Nitidulidae.